AUGUGCAUCGCCAUCAUUACCACCGCCCACCCGCAGUACCCCUUCAUCCUCCUCAACAACCGAGAUGAAUAUCUCCACCGCCCCACCGCUCCCGCCCAGUGGUGGGCAGAGCCGCACUCGCACGUCCUGGGCGGCUACGACCUGCACCGGCCCGUCCACGGCACCUGGCUGGGCAUCACGCGCCAGGGCCGCAUCGCCGUGCUGACCAACUUCCGCGAGGAGGGCGCCGCCAUCAUCCAGGACGAGCGCAGCCGCGGCGCCAUCCCCAUCGCCUGGCUGACCACGCCGCCGGACUCCGACGAGAGCACCGCCGACUUCGCUCAGCGCCUCGUCGAUGAGGGAACCCUCAAGCACGUUGGCGGCUUCAGCAUGCUGUAUGGCCGCCUGCAGGACGUCGUGAAGACCCAACAGCACGAUGCCGCUGCCCCAACAAACGGCAACGGCCCCGUCCAUAACAAGGGUCUCGCCAUCGUCUCCAACCGCACGCCCGAUGUCAAAGGCCUGAUCUGGCUGGCCGGUAAGCCCGGUGAGACGCGCGCUCUGAGCAAUUCGCACUACGGCGACAACUCGUGGCCCAAGAUCGUGCAAGGCGAAGCCAGCCUGCGCGCCGCUGUCGACGACAACGUCAGCGCCGCCGGCGAGCCGCAGGAGGCACUGCUGGAGCGUCUGUUUGCUGUGCUGAGCGCCGACACGAUGCCGCGCCAGCGCAACGGCGAGGAGUGGGAGACGUACCUGCGCCAGCUGCGCAACAGCAUCUUCAUCCCCGGCAUCGGCCACGACGCCACGGUGGACCAGAAGCCGGCAGACGCCGUGGCUGCCGCGACUGGCGUGGAGUCGGUCAGCGCGACAAGUGGCAUCUAUGGCACGCAGAAGCAGACGGUCAUUCUGGUGGAUCGGGAGGGGAAGGUCACGUUCGUGGAGAGGACCUUGUACGACCACGAGGGGAAACCGGUGAAGGGCGGGAAGGAGGACAGAAGAUUUGACUUUCAAAUUGAAGGAUGGUAA
Lasiodiplodia theobromae is the source of this 1005-nucleotide messenger RNA. RefSeq lists its product as uncharacterized. Gene Ontology annotation, cellular component: Golgi apparatus. The transcript is spliced from 2 exons. Bases 1 to 1005 code for a protein of 334 amino acids. NCBI's taxonomy places the organism in Eukaryota, Fungi, Ascomycota, Dothideomycetes, Botryosphaeriales, Botryosphaeriaceae. The record is from RefSeq and is a predicted model, not a curated record. Gene Ontology annotation, biological process: Golgi organization; protein secretion.